Molecule: messenger RNA, 291 nt
Organism: Racocetra persica
Lineage: Eukaryota; Fungi; Glomeromycota; Glomeromycetes; Diversisporales; Gigasporaceae
Source: the annotation of a GenBank genome assembly
AUGUCGGUAAAACUAAAGCCAAAUUCUAUUUUAUUUGCUAGUAUAAAUGAAAAAAUUGGCUAUCAUCCUAAAGAAAGAGCAGAAGUUACUUUCAAGAAACCUCAAAAGAAAGAAUAUCUGGAUAAUGUGAGUUUUGUUGACAACGAUAACAUAGCUAGAAUGAAAAAAACGGCUGCAAAGAAUGUAGCAAAAUCUUCGGUAGAAAGAGAGAUUAUGGAGUCAGUGAACGAAGUAGUUGAAGACCAAGACAUGGCCAGCACUAAUAAGGAACCAAAGCCGCAACAAAAUGAA